Messenger RNA from Colletotrichum lupini, 231 nucleotides. RefSeq lists its product as uncharacterized. The annotation marks the transcript as partial. Lineage: Eukaryota; Fungi; Ascomycota; Sordariomycetes; Glomerellales; Glomerellaceae. The transcript has a single exon. The record is from RefSeq and is a predicted model, not a curated record.
AAUACGUUAAUAAUAGGUAUUACGAGAAUUAGUUUCGGCCUAAGUAAAAAAAUCGUCGCCCUAGGUAUAAUAAAAAUAAAGACGCACUUCGGAACGAUAACUUUUUAUAUUUUACCCGUUAAUACCCUAUUUCUUUUAUAUUUAAAAAAUAUAGAUCGACUAGGUAUUAUAUUUAAUAAUAUAAAAAAUAAAAUCUUUAGUAAUAAGUAUUUCGAAAUAGUUAAACGAUAA